AUGCGGUUCCAAAGCCUCGCUGCCUGCACCUUCGGCCUGCUGGCCAGUCGAGGCCUUGGCCAUCCCGGACACGAUGCCAACGAGGAGAGAGCUGAGCGCCUCGGCUUCCUUAGCUCUUCCGGAAAACGCUCGCUCGACCACUGCGCCGAGAAGCUGGCCCUUCGCGGCGUUGAGAAGCGAAACGUUCUUCGCCGGUCGCAGCGGACCAACGCGGCUCGUGUCAAGCGCUCCCUCUCCGCGAGGGACGUCGACGCGGCCCUGAACAAGUCCCACGACGACACAUCCCUCGGCUACACGGUCGACACGGACCCCGCGACACUGUUCUCGGGCAACAGAUCGUGCGUGCUCACGCCCGAGGUUACCCAGGGACCCUAUUACGUCUCGGGUGAACGCGUUCGGGAAAACAUCGUCGACGGCCAGGACGGCAUCAGCCUUUUUCUCGACUUGCAGGUCAUCGACGUUGAAACGUGCGAGCCCGUCCCCGACGUAUACGUCGAGAUCUGGCACUGCAACUCCACCGGCGUAUACUCCGGGGUUGUUGCUCAAGGCAACGGUAACUCGCAGGAUGCAUCAAACAUCAACAAUACGUUCCUCCGCGGCAUCCAGGCAACCGACGCGGACGGCGUCGCCAACUUCGAGUCUCUCAUGCCGGGUCAUUACACGGGACGCACCACGCACGUACACGUCAUGGUCCACACCAACGCGACGCUGUACAAGAACGAGACCUUGGGUAAUCAGAUUCACGCCAGUCACGUUGGACAGGUAUUCUUCGACCAGGAGCUUAUAACCGCCAUCGAAGCCAUCGAGCCGUACAGCAGCAACACGCAGCAGCUCACGACCAAUGCCGAAGACAGCAUCUUCGCCCAGGAAGCAGGCACCAGCGGCGUUGAUCCCAUUAUGCAGUACACGCGGCUGGGAGACGACCUCAACAGUGGCAUUUUCGCAUGGAUAGCCUUUGGCAUCAACACGUCGUACUCGGGCGUCGUAACGCCAGCCGUCUUCUUGUACGACUCAGGCGGUGUGGAAAACCAGGAUUCCGGCAUGGGAGGCGGCUCCGGCGGCCCGGGUGGGGCGCCGCCCGCCGGAACACCUCCUGACGGCGGUCCCAGAGGAGGCUCAGCAUCUACUGCUGUGACUGCGGCCGGCACGGUGACCGGUUCAUCAUCAUCCAGAGUGAACGCCUCAAACGCAGCCGGGAUAUCGUCGAGUCCGAGUGGCUCAAAUGUAUCGCCAACGUCGGGGACGACACAGGUAUUAUCGGAAGCCCGUGGCAUCUUCGCAUUGCUUCCAAUGGUGGCCACACUGGCUUUACUGCCAAGACUCGUCUAA
Messenger RNA from Drechmeria coniospora, 1329 nucleotides. RefSeq lists its product as uncharacterized. The coding region runs from base 1 to 1329 and encodes 442 amino acids. The transcript is spliced from 2 exons. NCBI's taxonomy places the organism in Eukaryota, Fungi, Ascomycota, Sordariomycetes, Hypocreales, Ophiocordycipitaceae. The record is from RefSeq and is a predicted model, not a curated record. Gene Ontology annotation, molecular function: oxidoreductase activity, acting on single donors with incorporation of molecular oxygen, incorporation of two atoms of oxygen; ferric iron binding.